Messenger RNA from Protopolystoma xenopodis, 480 nucleotides. The record is from the annotation of a GenBank genome assembly. Lineage: Eukaryota; Metazoa; Platyhelminthes; Monogenea; Polystomatidea; Polystomatidae.
GCCUGUGGAGGUGUGAUUAACGAGGUAAAUGGAACAAUCCAAUCGCCCUCGUUUCCCAAUGAGUAUCCACCGGAUAAAAACUGCAUCUGGAAGAUCAUAGCGCCAGCUAAAACAAAGAUCUUUUUGGAAUUCUCAUCCUUCAUGCUGGAAGGCUAUAGUGAACAGAAGACGUGCGUGUACGACUUCGUCAACGUCUACAGCGGACCUCCGGAAGCCCAAAAGAAGGUGGGCAGCUACUGCGGCGAUGUGCCUCCAGCUCCCAUCACCUCACAUACAAACGAGUUGACGAUCGAGUUUUAUUCGGACGGCAGUGUCCAGCGCAAGGGUUUCCGAGCAGUCUUUUUCACGGAUCGUGACGAGUGCGUUGAACAUAAUGGAGGAUGCCAGCACAAAUGCGUGAAUGCAAUCGGCUCGUACCAUUGUGAAUGCAACCCUGGCUACGAAUUGUACGGCCGGCUGAACUGCAAAGAGAGUAAUUAG